AUGGCAGUCGCCUGCCCAAUCUGCAACAAGCCCGUCAAGCCCACCGAUAUCAACGACCACAUCGACUCCGGCUGCACGACCCUCAUCUUCGAUCCGAGCACCCCAAUCAUUCCUCCGCCGCAACCUCAGCCGUCCACUCAAAAUGGCGCCGCAAUCCCUGCCUCGCAGUCACAGAAGCGCAGUGCCUCCAGCUUCUUCACGCCCACGCCCAAGCGGCAGAUAACCGACCCCGGUCCCAGAGCCCAAACGCCCAUCGGCAACAUCACAUUCCCGCCGCUGGCCGGCAAGAAGAGGUCGCUUGACGAGGGGCCGCAGGAGGACAAGAAGAUGGAAGACGCGGCGCCGCUGAAUGGAGAUGCGAAUGGAUCAGCAAAUGGGACCGACGCUGAUGGACGAGUAAUAAAGAAGACCAAGACGCACCGCGCAGCUCCCCUCGCCGAGAGGAUGCGACCAAAGACGCUGGACGAAGUAUGUGGACAAGAGCUCGUCGGACCUAAUGGCGUGCUGCGAUCGCUCAUCGAAUCGGACCGUGUGCCGUCCAUGAUUCUUUGGGGAGCUUCAGGAACUGGCAAAACUACCAUUGCGAGGUGCAUUUCCCAGAUGGUGGGCAGUCGCUUCAUCGAGCUCAACGCCACCAGCUCGGGCGUGCAGGAAUGCAAGAAGCUCUUCCAGGAAGCCGCCAACGAUCUGCAGCUCACCGGCCGCAAGACAAUCAUCUUUUGCGACGAAAUCCACCGCUUCAACAAGGCCCAGCAGGACGUCUUUCUGCGGCCGGUCGAAGCGGGCACCAUCACCCUCAUCGGCGCCACGACCGAGAACCCGUCUUUCAAAGUCGCCAAUGCGCUGCUCUCUCGAUGCCGGACAUUCACGCUGCGGUCCCUCGGCACAGAAGACAUUGUUGAUAUCCUGAGGCGGGCUCGCAAGGUGGAGGAGUCGGUUUACCCGCCUUCGCCCCUCAUCGACGACGAGAUGAUGAGCUAUCUUGCCCGCUUCAGCGACGGCGAUGCCCGCACAGCCCUCAACCUUCUCGAACUCGCCCUAUCGCUCACCCUUCGCGAGGGCAUGACGCAAGAAACCAUGAAACAGUCUCUCACCAAAACUCUUGUUUACGACCGCGCCGGCGACCAACACUAUGAUACCAUCUCCGCCUUCCACAAGUCUGUCCGAGGAAACGACCCGGACGCUGCCUUGUACUACCUCGCACGCAUGAUCCAGUCCGGCGAAGACCCCCUAUUUAUAGCCCGCCGCAUGGUCGUCAUCGCCUCUGAAGAUGUCGGCCUCGCAGACAACACCCUCCUACCCCUCGCCACAGCCACCUAUACGGCCACCCAGCAGAUUGGCCUCCCCGAAGCCCGCAUCCCCCUAGCUCACUGCGCCGUGGCCCUCUGUCUGGCACCAAAGAGCACGCGCGCAUACCGCGGUCUGAACAAUGCCUUUGCCGCCCUGCGAGAGCCCGGCGUGGCGAGUCUGCCGGUGCCGCUGCACCUGAGGAACGCGCCGACGAGGCUGAUGCGAGACUUGGGCUUCGGAGCAGAGUACAAGUACCCGCCUAAUUAUAAGGACGGGAAAGUGAGGCAGCAGUAUCUUCCGGAUGAGCUGGUUGGGCGGACGUUUCUGGAGACGAGGGAUUUGGGGACGGUGGUUGAUCAUGAUUGGGAGAUGAAGGAUGUGCCAACAUGA
Trichoderma gamsii is the source of this 1680-nucleotide messenger RNA. RefSeq names its product ATPase. Gene Ontology annotation, molecular function: enzyme activator activity; single-stranded DNA helicase activity; ATP hydrolysis activity. Gene Ontology annotation, cellular component: nucleus. The transcript has a single exon. The record is from RefSeq and is a predicted model, not a curated record. Gene Ontology annotation, biological process: DNA repair; DNA-templated DNA replication; regulation of DNA repair. The coding region runs from base 1 to 1680 and encodes 559 amino acids. NCBI's taxonomy places the organism in Eukaryota, Fungi, Ascomycota, Sordariomycetes, Hypocreales, Hypocreaceae.